CGCGUGCGUGUGUCAGGCUCUGCCAACAUGGAGGGGAGUGGUAGUUGUUCCGUCCAGGACUCGGUCAAGGAGCUGCUUCUGGAUGAAUGCUAUACAGACUUCUUGAAAGACAAUUUUGAUGUGAAAACCUAUACUGCGCAAUCCAUUCAUCAAGCAGUUAUAGUUGAACAAUUAGCAAAACUUGCCCAAGGAAUUAGUCAACUUGAUAAAGAACUUCAUAUCCAGGUUGUUGCAAGGCAUGAAAAUCUUCUUGCUCAAGCUACUGGCAUAGAGUCUCUGGAAGGUGUUCUUCAGAUGAUGCACACCCGGAUUGCUGCACUUCAAAGCACUGUUGACAGGAUCAGAGGAAAGAUUGUUGACCCUUAUAAUAAGAUUGUUGCUCGUACUGCACAGUUGGCCAGAUUACAGGCAGCCUGUGAUUUACUUCGGAGAAUAAUCCGUAUAUUGUACCUAAGUAAACGGCUCCAAGGUCAGCUACAGGGAGGCAGCAGGGAAAUCACUAAAGCUGCUCAGAGUCUCAAUGAAUUGGAUUAUCUUUCACAAGGAGUUGACCUAUCAGGGAUUGAAGUUAUCGAAAAUGAUCUUCUUUUUAUUGCAAGAGCCCGACUUGAGGUAGAGAAUCAGGCCAAACGAUUGCUUGAACAGGGAAUGGAGACACAGAAUCCUACGCAGGUAGGAACAGCACUUCAAGUUUUCUACAAUCUUGGAACCUUAAAGGAAACUAUCAACAGUGUAGUCGAUGGGUAUCGAGUAUCUCUGGAAGAUAAUGUCAGUAAUGCUUUGGAUAUAAAAAUGCUAACUCAACCUAUUCAAGCCACCUCAAGAGGACCAGGAAGAGCCACAAUGCCGACUCCAGGCAACACGCCAGCAUUUCGUGCUGCUCUUUGGACGAAUAUGGAGAAACUAAUGGAUCAAAUUUGUGCUGCAUGUGGGCAAGUGCAGCAUUUGCAGAAAGUUUUAACAAAGAAAAGAGACCCAGUGACACACAUCUGCUUUAUUGAUGAAAUAACUAAGGACAAUCAAGCAGACAUAUUGUAUACUUUCUGGAACUCUGUCACAGAAAUCUUGACUCUGAAAUUCCAACAGGCUACAGAUUCAUCCACAUUCCUGAAGCAAGCGUUUGAAGGAGAAUAUCCAAAAUUGUUGCGAUUAUAUAAUGAUCUGUGGAAACGGUUGCAACAGUAUAGCCAAAGUAUACAGAACAGUAUAACAACUGGUGGAAAUUCAGACUCACCCCCUGAACUACCAGCGGCAGAGGAAGACACACAAGACCUAUUUAUGUUGAAGAAGCAAGACUAUGACCCUGAGAAAGCCCUGAAAGAUUCUCUCCAAUUCUAUGAGUCUGCAUAUCUCUCAAAAUCAUUAUCACGACUGUUUGAUCCAAUCAACCUUGUUUUUCCUCCUGGAGGACGUAAUCCACCUUCAAAUGAUGAGCUUGAUAGCAUCAUUAAAACUAUUGCAAGUGAAUUCAAUGUGGCCUCUGUGGAUCUAAACUUGAGUCUUGCUGUUGCAAGGAACGUUGCUAAGACCAUCCAGUUAUUUGGAGUAAAAUCUGAACAACUUUUGUCCACACAGGGUGAUGCUAGUCAAGUGAUUGGGCCACUGACUGAGGGACAGAGAAGGAAUGUAGCAGUGGUGAAUUCGUUAUACAAAUUGAAUCAGUUAAUGUUGAAGGUAUUAUCUACAUUGAGCUCUUUACCUUCAGCUGCUGAACAAACAAUUAGAAUGGCUUUGGAGGCAAUUCAAGCUCUCAUGGGAAAUGCAGUUCAGCCAUUACUAAAUUCUGUGGAAGACUCAGUUGAGGCUAUUAUUAUCACUAUGCACCAAGAAGACUUUGCUGGGUCUUCAUCUGGGAAGCCAGAGGUCCCAUGUUCUCUUUAUAUGAAAGAAUUGCAAGGCUUUAUAUCACGUAUUGUGAAUGACUACUUUAAAAACUUUGAGUGCAUGGAUUUCAUCUAUGACAGUACAGAAAAUAUUGCACAGAGAGCUAUUCAGCUAUUUAUCCGUAAUGCAAGUCUACUGAAAUCACUGGGGGAAGGAGGUAAAAUGAGAUUAGCUGCAGAUUUUGCACAGAUGGAAUUAGCAGUGGCACCCCUUUGUAGAAGAGUAUCUGAUCUAGGAAAAUCUUAUCGAUUACUGCGAUCAUUCAGACCAUUACUCUUCCAGACAAGUGAGCAUAUUGCUAGUAGCCCAGCUGUAGGGGAUAUUAUUCCAUACAGUACCAUUCUUCACUUCCUAUUCACCAGAGCACCACCUGACCUAAAGCCACCACACCAGAGGGCAGAGUGGUCUAUAGCUCGAUAUUCUCAAUGGCUUGAUGAUCAUCCAUCAGAAAAGGAUCGACUAAUUCUCAUCAGGGGUGCUCUUGAAGCUUAUGUUCAGUCAGUACGAGCGAGGGAAGGAAAGGAAUUUGCUCCAGUAUAUCCAAUAAUGCUACAACUUCUCCAAAAGGCAAUGAUCAAUGUACAAUGAAGGUUUUUAUUUCCUGAAACAAGACGUCUCAAUCCUUGGAACUACUUGCCUGCAUUGUUGGAUAACUGUUUAAUGUAAAUAUCAGUUACAAAGGGAAUGGGGGAUUUGAAUUUUGGUAAUCUUUGUGGGAGUUUCUAAAUAGUUUAUUAUCUUUAAAAAUCAGUUAGAAAGAACUGUUAAUUCAUUAACCAUUUUGUCAUAGUGUCUCACGAACAGCAACAACAUAAAUUGUGUUGGUGGCAUUAAGUUUAAUCAGUGUUGUGCAGGACAGUGAAGAAACCUUUGCUUCUCUGCGCAGUCCAUGAAUGGAAAAGGGCUCAAUUUAAUACCUCAUCCAUUGAUUAUAUUAGAAAACUGCACCCAAUCUAGAUGCUGUUCUAAUUUGAAUUAUGUACACCAAAUCAGCUGCUUAAAGUCAGGGGCUGAGAAUGUUUUCUGGGUCUUUCCCCAUGAAGUCAUUCAUAUGAAACAUUGAGUUUAAAGGAAGUAUAACAAAGGUUUAGCACUGGAGAAGGUGCAUGUCAUGCUGACUGCAACUUAAUCUGCUCACUUACCAUUUUAUGCACAAGCCUUUUGACCUAAUGAUGUAGGGCCGAAGAAUUGGGAGAUAAAUUGUCAAACUGAAUCCAGUGUAGCCACGCACCCUUGUCACAUGGGUACUUUAAGGUCUGUCUUUAGGUGUUUUCAAAUACAUUGAGGGGAAGGGUAGGCAAUGAUGCUCAACACUCUCCCUCAUAUCCCCCAGCAAUUUUGUUGUUUUCCCUCUCUCCUUCAAUACUCUUCCAUUUUCAGCCCAACAAACCUGAUUUGCCAUUUAAAGGAGAUGAUCUGAUAAUCCUCACCUCCAGUUUCCUGUUUUAUCCCCAUAAAAAAUUGUUUCUCAGCCUUGAAUAUACCUAGCCUUAAUAGUCUUCUGUGGUAAAGGAUGCCACAGAUUCACAACCCUCAGCAGAAAUUCCUCAAUCCCUGACAAUGUUCAUUCUGCAGCAGCUGGAAGUAAUGGAAGGUGAGUCACAAGAGGAGAUGGAGAUUUCUUUAGGUACUUGCAAACAUAACUGAUUUAAAAGAUUCUUAUAGCUAGUGUAAAACUAGUAGAACUACAAGUAAAUCAGUCUCGUGCAAACAAGCAAAAACCUUUUGGUUCUGGCCAUCUGAUUGCAAAGCUGGUGGAAUUAUGGAGCUACCUGGACAGGUAAAACGAGCAAUUAGAACAUCAGAAGUUUCCUUCGAAGUUCCUCAGAUGCAUGCGUGUUAAGACUGCAUGUUAACUUAUGGCCCAAAUCUUUCAAUAAUGGAGAGAGACAACUGAAGGUUUUGCUUGAGCUAAUGUCGAUUAUGUACUUUAAAGGUUGGACCUUCAAUAAAUGGUACUGGCCUCCAACAAUGUGGAUUUAAAACUUAAAAACUCUCUGCUGAAUAUUUAAACUGAUUAGCAAAAUCCUGUAUAAAUAUCAGAAUUAUUGUAUAAUAUAAAUGGAUUUUAAAAAACAUUUUGAUGUAGAUAAAAUGGUUUGUAGCAUUUUAUGUACUUGGUUUAUUGUAAAAACAUAUGACAGUAUCAAGAAUUUUGACAA
This is a messenger RNA of Hemiscyllium ocellatum (epaulette shark), 4046 nucleotides long. It is a transcript of the gene cog5, whose product is annotated as component of oligomeric golgi complex 5. Gene Ontology annotation, cellular component: COG complex. Lineage: Eukaryota; Metazoa; Chordata; Chondrichthyes; Orectolobiformes; Hemiscylliidae. The transcript has 22 exons. The record is from RefSeq and is a predicted model, not a curated record. Bases 28 to 2472 code for a protein of 814 amino acids. Gene Ontology annotation, biological process: intra-Golgi vesicle-mediated transport.